This is a messenger RNA of Epinephelus fuscoguttatus (brown-marbled grouper), 3886 nucleotides long. RefSeq lists its product as uncharacterized. Gene Ontology annotation, biological process: mRNA stabilization. The coding region runs from base 590 to 2857 and encodes 755 amino acids. Gene Ontology annotation, molecular function: poly(A) RNA polymerase activity; RNA binding. Lineage: Eukaryota; Metazoa; Chordata; Actinopteri; Perciformes; Serranidae. The record is from RefSeq and is a predicted model, not a curated record. The transcript is spliced from 2 exons.
AAAAAAACUAACCGGCUACAUUUAAAGGACACUUUUUAUAUCUAAACGCAGGUUAGUAUUGUUUUGUGAGUAACUACAGUCGGAUAAAAGUGUAUGUGGCGGUGUACCGGCGGAGUUGUGGGCGGUGAAAGCGGUUGAUUGAUGAUUAGAUUUACGGUGUGGAUCACGGCGGGGAGAGAGGAUGACUCACCCCGUCUGGUGUGAUGUUCACCCCGCAACAGCUCGGCAGUGCGGUGGCACGCAGGUAGUUCAGCCUGACACGUCGCUGUGCUCCACCAAUAAAACUUUAUCAAACUGUUAAGAUGCGUUUGGAUAGCCCUGAUAUUCCUGGUCUGUUUCAAACUUGAGAGGUUGUCACUUGCUGGUUAAAGAGAGAGACCGGAGCGUCGUGAUUUACCGUAAAUUUCGUGACGCCUGAUUGCCAUGGAAACAGUGCUCCUGUGCUGAGAGGAAACUGUCCGUGUUAACUUCAGCAUCAACCUCUCCAACGGAUAAACCUGUUGGAUAUCUCAUUGGGGAUUUUUGCUUGUCUUGUUUUUGCUACUCUGGCGUUACUUUCCAUUUUAAUUUGGCAACAAACCAGGUGAGGAUGAUGGAGCUUCAGACGGAGAAGAGGUUCCACAACUUGAGCCUUGAGCAAAUCCAAGCCCUGGACAAGGUCUUGACUGAGGUCAUCCCCAUCCACGGACGAGGAAAUUUUCCCACUCUGCAGGUGAGAGCGAAAGACAUCAUUCGUGUGGUGAAGGAUCGGCUGGUCGAAAGAGACAUCCAGGUGAAAGAUAUACGGCUUAAUGGCGCGACUGCCAGCCAUGUCCUGGUGAGGGAUAACGGCCUGGGCUAUAGAGAUUUAGACAUCAUUUUUGGAGUGGAGCUGCCCAGACAGGAAGACCUCCAGGUGAUAAAGGAGGUGGUGCUGGGCAGCCUACGAGACCUCCUCCCUUGUGGAGUGAACAGACGCAAGAUCACCUGCCUGACAAUGAAGGAGGCAUACGUGCAAAAGAUGGUGAAAGUUUUCAACGAGCAUGACAGAUGGAGCCUCAUCUCGCUUUCUAACAAUAGAGCUAAAACGGUGGGGCUCAGAUUUGUCAGCUCCCUUCGAAGACAGUUUGAGUUCAGCGUGGACUCCUUCCAGAUUAUAUUGGACCGUAUGCUGGAGUCUUACUGGGAGACUGAAAGGAAACAAGGAGGAAAGUUGGCAAUGAAUGCUGGGAGUUUGUCAAAAAGAGACAAUGAGGAUGAAAAGAAAGAGCAAGAAAAUUCAAGCAUCCCUCGGGAUGUUAAAGCGGAUGUCAAAAAAGACUCCAGUGGAGAGAGUCCAUGCCAGGAUGAAGCAGUUUCUUUGCUUGAGAAAGAACUUCCAUGUGCAGAGGCUGAGCAUGUGGAUGGAAAGCAUGAGGCACAGGAGGUGUUAGGACCUGAGAGCAUUAUCUUACAGCCGGAGGAAGUGGAUGAAAUAGAUGAAGUUCAUUCAGAGGAGGACAUUGUGUUUGAGCUAUGUGAAGAAAAUGGAGGAGAGAAAGGACAGUUUCACAGCGUUUAUCCUUUAGUUUCACCCCCUAAAACUUUAUUAACAGAUGUCAGGGAUCCGCUGAUGACACAUGCAUGUUUAAAGCAACAGAGUGAUGAAGAGCUUUCUGCGUCACAAGCUUCCCAAUCAGCAGAAAAGUCAGCUCCGCAGGGAAAAGUCCAUUGUGCAGAAAUUACUCAGUUCAAAGUUGACUCUGUAAGCUGCAGGACUGAAAAUACCUCAAACCUACAGGAUCCACAUCUUGAAUUUUCCUUUCCUCCUCCAGCGAAGAAAACUUGCAGCGCAUCACAAGACAUUGUACCAGACUAUUGCCCCUCACCAAAAUUACAAAGGAAAAUGUCGAGGAAGAUGAUCAGUAAGCCAGAGAAAUGGUCUUUACUGACUGAUUUGUCAGAUCUUACUACACAGCUGUUUCCACCCAUAGAAAUACCCAAACCACUUCAGCCAAAGCCUCCUUUGCUGGACGGAGCUCAAGUACAUGGCUCAAAUGUUCCAGCCACCAAGCCAGAGACCUUAGACACCCUUACAGCUCCCACAUGCAGUCCAGCCAGUACACGUCAGGAUGGCUUGCAUGAACCUGCGGAACAAACUGUGAAGCCAAAACACUCAAAAAAGCCUCCUGAUUCAGAGACUCAAAGCUACCCUCAUGCUGCAAAUGCACAGCCUCAGAUCAAUGAGCAAACACCUGAGCUGGCGGACACUGUCCCAGACAGGUGCGCGGCAAGCUCAUGGGGUGGGGCAGUAGGGGGGCCCGCCAUCACAGUCGAAGCAGAGUGCAUGUAUGGAGACUUUGACCAGGCGAUGGACCACCUCCGCCACCGCCUCAUCGCCACCCACAACCCAGAGGAGAUCCGAGGAGGGGGCCUGCUAAAAUACAGCGACCUGCUCGUGAGGAACUUCAGACCAGCCAGCGAGACAGAGAUCAAGUCCUUGGAGCGAUACAUGUGCUCCCGCUUCUUCAUCGACUUCCCUGACGUGAGUGAGCAGCAACGGAAGAUUGAAGCCUACUUGCAAUGCCAUUUCAUUGGCAACGAGGAGACGAGCAAGUACGACUACCUGAUGACCCUGCGGCGUGUGAUAGAUGAGAGCACGGUGUGUUUGAUGGGACACGAGAGGAGACAGACACUGAAUAUGAUCACAGUCCUGGCUCUCAGGGUGCUAGGUGAGCAGAAUGCGAUCCCCAACACGGCCAAUGUCACAUGUUUCUAUCAGCCAGCUCCGUAUAUGACAGAGCCAAUUUACAGCAGCUACUUCAUUACCCAGGCCCAGCCCCCACUCGUCUACCACCCCUACCCGUUACACGUCCACAUGCAGACUGGUCUGGUGUAGCUACAGUGACCUGCCCACAGGGAGGCAUGGAGGCUGCUUUUAGCAUGGUGCUCUGCAAGCAGAGGCAAAAAUGGAAGUUUUAACAACAACAGGCAUCCACGGGCGCAGUGUUGUUUGAUGCUUUGAAACCCCUCCUGCUUAUGACCUGCAAGAUCAUGAAAGUUCAGAACUGAAAGGGGUCUGGAGGCAAAGCAUUUGACCCUUUCAAGACGAACACUUUUGGAAAGCAAGGAAAUGCUAAGAGCCCAUUUUUCAGAGGGCUGGUAGAGAGGUUUUCAUCGAAAUGGAGGGACUUUGUUGAGCUCAGCUUUGAAAGGGCUCUAUAUUGGUCACCGUCCCCUGUUGAGGAGAACAUUGUAAUACAACAAUUCUCUAUGGCUUGAAGAUACACUUCAACAUAUAAAAACAUAAUCUAUGAAAAACCUGUUGGCAGCAGCAAUCUUGAUUUGGUUGAAGUUUGAAUAAUGAUAAAUCCUUAACGUUUCUGUGGGGUUAAAACCUCAUAUAGCUGUUUUGUGAAUCAUCAGUCUCUGUGGAAUAAAUUUCAGCACGUGACUGUACCUGUGUAUUCACUGUAUAGAAAUAGGACACCAUUUAUCGAGGGCGUACAUUAGACAAAAUUUACUGUGGUAUUUCCAUGAUAUCAUAAGUUCUAUAUUUGUGAAUGUGAACACCUAAUUUGAAAGGCAGAAACAAGAGAUCUAAGGUUUGGUUCCAUUUGGGCCAAAAACUAUUGGGAAGGUGAGGGGGGCUGAAUUUCAUGUUUCCUGCUGGAGGGUUAUUUAAGCCUCCAAACACUUCAUGACAAAAUAAGCAACAACCAAAGUUAAAAUUGGGAAUACAUCUUUAUUCAUCAUUAAUUAGGGUUUAACUAAGUGAUCAGAUUUGAUUGACAAUGGUUAGGCACGUAGGCAAACAGCACAUCAGCUCAACACAAAGAGCGAUGAAGUCCCUCCCCUUCUGGUGUCCCCCAUGAGACCUUAUUUUGGAAAAAAUGUGUACGGUAGUCUAUGGUGAGACAAGUCUUUU